CCCGUCGGAGCGCAGGCUCUCGCAGGCACAGGCGGCCGCCGGAGCGCUGAAGGCUGCCAGGCAGAGCCCAGGGACCCAGGCGUCCGGCUGAGCGGAGCCCCGCUAUGGGGAGGUGGGCGGAGGGGCCGUGCCCCGCUUGGGGGUCGCCCGGAAAGAAGAGCUCCUGGCAGGCGGCGCUCCUCGCAGCCUUUAUCCUGAGUUCCUGUUUCCUGCUAACCCAAGCCAAGACCAUUUCUGUUACGUUGAACCCAUUGCACCCAUUAGAAGGACAGGAUGUCACUCUGACUCCAGGAGGAACAUCCAACUUUCUUUUAUGCAGGUGGUUUCGAGAAGGAGAUGCUGAAAAAAACCGGAUCUUUACAUAUUACCCAGUUCCAAAUCCUGUGCAGCAGGAUGGUCCAUCCUCUACUGGGCGGGAGACAGCAGGUUCAAACUGUUCCCUGAGCAUCAGGAGUCUGGCAUUGAAGGACACUGGAAACUAUACAGUGCUAAAGGAUUCACCUGAUGGUCCUGAAAGUGGGAGUGUGCGUAUAGAAGUCUUAGAGCUUCUGUCCAAGCCCAGUGUAUCUGCCUUCCCAUCUCGUUAUCUCACAGAGUUCAUUGAUUCUGUUAAUCUAACCUGUGAGAUCACCUCUAAAACUGCCUCUGUCAGCUGGCUUUACAAUGGAGAGCCCCUUGAAAUUAACCCUCGGAUCAAUGUAUCCAUGGAUAACCGGACUCUUGCCAUCAACGGCGCAGUCCGCAGUGAUGCUGGAGGAUAUCAGUGUAAUGUGUCUAACCCAGCCUCCACUAACCAAAGUGACCCCAUGUACAUUUCUGUGAUCUACGGACCCGAUACGCCUGAGAUCCGCCCGAAUGAAACUUUUUACAAUGAGCAUUCUGAAGUCAGUCUCUCCUGCUAUGCUGAUGCGUUCCCCGAUGCUCAUUAUAUUUGGUCCAUCAAUGAGAAGGAACGUAGCACAGAAUCCAAAUUGCAUAUCCCAGAUGUUCUCUCAGAGGAUUCUGGGAAAUACGUCUGCCAAGCUUGGAAUGUUCUCUCUCGCCAGAAGAACAGCACCUCCUUGAAUAUUGAGGUGGCGGGUAGUGUAUAUAAUGUCACCAUCAACGGUCCCUCCACAGCUAUAGAGUACCACCCAGUCCACUUGAAAUGCUCUUCUUUCGGCAGUGACGUUUCUUACCACUGGCUUAAGGGAAACCAGCUGGUGGAAGCAGGGGGUCGUAUCAUUCUGACGGACAAUAACAGGAGCCUCACGUUCACCUCUAGCAACAGGGACGACACAGCCAACUAUACCUGCCAAGGGGUCAACAGCUUCUCUUCCAAUUCCAGUCAGCCCCACUGGCUAAACAUUUUCUACGGGCCUGAUACCCCCAUAAUUGACCCCCAAGAGUCAGUUUAUAAUGAGGGCUCCACCCUCAAUCUCUCCUGCUUUGCCAUCUCCAACCCACCUGCAAACUAUUCUUGGUGGUAUAACGAUCAACUACUGGAAGACCAGCAUGAAUCUCAGCUCCUGAUUCCGGAUCUCUCGGGAAGUAAUGCCGGGAUUUAUACUUGUAAUGCCACCAAUGAUAACACUGGCUACUUCAAUGCCAGCAGCCUGGAGAUCAGUAUCCUGAGUAGUGUAUAUAAUGUCACCAUCAACGGUCCCUCCACAGCUAUAGAGUACCACCCAGUCCACUUGAAAUGCUCUUCUUUCGGCAGUGACGUUUCUUACCACUGGCUUAAGGGAAACCAGCUGGUGGAAGCAGGGGGUCGUAUCAUUCUGACGGACAAUAACCGGAGCCUCACGUUCACCUCUAGCAACAGGGACGACACUGCCAACUAUACCUGCCAAGGGGUCAACAGCUUCUCUUCCAAUUCCAGUCAGCCCCACUGGCUAAACAUUUUCUACGGGCCUGAUACCCCCAUAAUUGACCCCCAAGAGUCAGUUUAUAACGAGGGCUCCACCCUCAAUCUCUCCUGCUUUGCCAUCUCCAACCCACCUGCAAACUAUUCUUGGUGGUAUAACGAUCAACUACUGGAAGACCAGCAUGAAUCUCAGCUCCUGAUUCCGGAUCUCUCGGGAAGUAAUGCCGGGAUUUAUACUUGUAAUGCCACCAAUGAUAACACUGGUUACUUCAAUGCCAGCAGCCUGGAGAUCAGUAUCCUGAAACGUGUGUCUAAUGUCACCAUCGUCAGUCACCCCGAAAAGGCCAUUGAAAAUCAGCCCACAGUUCUGAACUGCUCUUCUGCAGGCUCCAAUGUUUCCUACAUCUGGUUAAAAGGGAACCAGAAACUGACAUCGGGAGAUCGCAUCUCUCUGAAUAACAGCAGCCUCAUAUUCAACCCAACCAGCCGGAAUGACUCGGGCAACUAUAGCUGCUAUGGAUAUAACAGCUUCUCCAACUCCAGAGCCACCUACUGGCUGGAUGUCUUCUAUGGGCCUGAUGACCCCGUAAUCAGCCCCCAGGGGCACGAUUAUGCGGAGGGCUCCCCCCUCACUCUCCACUGCUAUGCCGACUCCAACCCAGCUUCCCAAUACACUUGGUACUUUAAUGAGAAUGAACUGAGGAACGCUGAGUUUCCAAUAUCUAGUCUGGCUUUCAACCACUCUGGGAAUUACACCUGCAAUGCUUCCAAUACGGAAACCAACCUUUCCAGCUCUGCAAGUUGGGAGAUCAAGGUGUUUGCAAUCGUUUCUAACGUAAGCAUUGAAGGUCCUUCUGAAACCAUUGAAUAUGAUUCAGUGACCUUGAGUUGCAUCUCUAAUGGCAGCGAGGUCUCAUACACUUGGUUUAAAGAGAACCAACGUUUAGAGGAUGGAGACCACAUCUCUCUCCUGGGCUCCAAUCAUGAAAGCCUCGUAUUGAGCCCAGUCAAUCGGUCCGAUGCAGGUUCCUACACCUGCCAUGGGAUCAACAGUGUCAGCGAAGACACCAGCGAUGCCUUUCCACUGGACGUGUUGUAUGGGCCUGAUGACCCCAUAAUCAGCCCCCAGGAGCACUCUUACGUAGAGGGCUCCACCAUCAGUCUCGUCUGCGAUGCUCCCUCCAACCCAGUUGCUCAGUACACUUGGUUCUUUAAUGAAACUGAGGAAAUGGAGAACAGUUCCCAGCUCGUGAUCUCUGAUGCGUCUUUUGACAAUUCUGGCAAUUAUACCUGCAAUGCUACUAAUGUUAAGACUGACAACAGCAGCGCUGUGACAUGGGAGAUCCAAGUGCUAGAAAAGCUCUCCCAGCCAAUUCUGUGGCCUGCAGCGUCCACCGUGAAAGAGCAUGAGAACGUCACCUUAAACUGUACCACCUCUGAAAGCUCCAGUGUCAGCGUCUCCUGGCUUAAGGAUGGAAAUCCCAUCCCAGUCAAAUCAAUACUUUCCGCACGGAACCGAACCCUCACUGUUCCUGACAUCAGCAAAGACGAUGAGGGGAUGUAUACAUGUGAGGCCAGGAACCUUGCUAACAGCGCCACGAGCAACCCUAGUAAAAUAACCUUGGAAAAUGCAGGUUCUCAAGAUAAUGGCCUCUCUGCCGGGCAAAUUGUUGGGAUCGUCAUUGGAUGCUUGCUAGGAGCUGUAAUCAUUGUAGCUGUGGUAUAUUUUGUACUAAAGAAAACGUCCUUCGGGAUGACGGCGCAGCACUCAUCCAAUGGAAACAUACCCUCCGCACCCGGCCGCAACCAGGGCGUCACUGACACCAAACCCACGGCGGGUGAAGAGGACAUACAGUAUACCACACUAGCCUUCAACUCCAAUAACCCUUCUCCGCCGGGCCCGGGGCCCACCAGUCCUUCGGAAAGUGGCACCAUCUACUCAGUAAUCAAAAAGAAAUGAUCAGGGAAUCGAUUUCCCCACCCGUGGUCUCCCUAUGCACAGACACUCACCCACCCCCUUUAUUCCUCACUGCUGCUUCCUCUGCCUGGAUUCUUGGAGAGGAAAAGUUCUGCUUCUUGGGGGGGUGGGGGAGACCACAUACGCAUCCACCCACCCCCUUUUGAUCCUCCUUUCAGCCUGCACCCAGCCCCCAUUGCUGAGAACAGAAAGGAAGCUUCUCUCCAUGCCUGGCUGCCUGUUGUAAUGAAGGGGCUGGCAUCGGAGCCCAGCUAUAAGAGGCAGGCCUUGGGUCCCCCCCUGCCAGGAGUUGUGCACAUGUCAAGGAAGAUUGUUUCAGGUGGAGGAGAGCAUGCUACCAUCUCUGUGCCACCCCUGUGCUUUCGUUCCUGGCACUGCCCCAGCCUCUCACUCUUCCUGUGUCUCUGGGGUUGGGCGUUGCCAGGCAGCUGUGGAUUCUCCUCCCUUGAGCUUGCUUCUGUUGCUCGAAGCACCGCUUACGAAUUCCCAGCACCGGCACGAUUGCAAAGAAAGCACUUAAGACUGGGCGACUCCUACAGGGUGGUGGCAAGCCUUCCAUUCCAGCAGCGCUCCGACAGAUCGGCACCAACCGAGUGGAGAAGCGGCUUGUUUCCGGCUCAAGCUGUUGCUCGCAUGUCCCCAGUCGAGCCCUUCCCUUCCUGCCCCGCUUUGCGUCGCUAAAUCUGAUGCUGUUCCAGGGUGUAUGUGGACUUGCAGGGUGUGUUGGCUCCCUCUCAGGUUUUGGACAGUCAGCAAAUACAUGGGGAAAGAAACGGUCGAAUCCAGAAAGGUCCACCGUGCUCAUUUUCACUCUGCCGGGCAAGGCCACCGGUCUGCUCCUUUGUUCUGAUUAACCCACCCCCAGUCUGGAUCACGGCCAAACGGCGGAAGCAAUGUGAUGCUGUUGCAGAUUAAAGCCCAGCCUGUUCUGCAGAGGAGAUCAAGCAGAAGAAGAUGCAGAAGAUGGUGGGGCAAAGAGGUUUCCCCCUUUCCAGUUUUUCUAACAAAGUAGUGUUCCAAUGGAUGGAGCAGAAAGGCUAAGAAUUUCAAAGUGCAUGCAUUGGUUCCCUUCUGGGUUAAGGGCAAGAGGGUGUAUUAAAUUUGGAUUUUUUUAAAAAAACUGGGUUGAGUGGUUGGGGGGGAAGUCUAGUGGUUAAAGCACAAUGCCUAGAGUUCAGGAUACCUCUGGGAGAGCAUGACGUCUCAAGUAUCCUUUUUUCUCACUGGUGGCCACAAAGCACACGGACUGCAGGUCGGGUUUGGCUGCAAGACGUUAAUAAGUCCGGUUCGCCCAUGAUCCUUUGCUUUGAGGCAUCCUUCAUCCUAUCCAACCUCGCAGGGUCGAUGUGAAGUUAGUUACAAUAAGGUGGGGGUGGGGCAAGGGGUGGGGCAGGGGAAAUUAAAUUGAUUGGCAGUGAAAAAUCAGGGCACGUGGGAGUCAGUUCUGCUUUCAUUCUCUCCGUCAUGUAAAAGGAAUGCCUGAAGGAGCGGAGAAGGGCAAAUUGCUUUGCUGAAUAGUGAAGGGCGUCAAAAGCAGGGAAGUUUGCUUUGCUUUGAAAAUCUGCAAUUACUUUGCAGCAGGCCAGCCGGCGUCGACCGAAUGGGGCAAACUUACAGGCUGAACUUGCUCAAUGUCACGGGCCCAAAUCCGAAGCCAGAGCCAGGCUACUUGAGAUCACUGGAAAGAGCAGAGCAAAAAACUCUCUGUGCCCACCGCUCCAUUGUUACGGCGGCAUUCUCUGGCCUUUCCAUGUAGCUAAUCUUUGACCAGGAAUCAGGGUGCCUUGGGGCGCGAUAGCAUCACGUACAGUCCGGGCCCUGCUAAUUGCUGGGUGUGGCUGGCAAAGACAGCCUGUGUCCCUGCUGGGCUUUGAGACUGAAGGACAAUUGUCAAUGGGGCAGUGUUCCCAGCAUGUGUGCCACGCAAGGCCCCAGUGCUUACAUUAACCCAUCCGUUGCCCCGUGGUGAGGAGGCUGCCAGCCAACUGAAGGAAAGGGGCUUGCCAAAAGGACUUCUUUUAUCGCAUCUGGUUGGUGCUGGCCUGCAGAUGAUGUGGGGUUUUUCAUAACUGGGGAGGGAGAGUGCAAUGGGCACGCUGUUUUGUGCAGCUUACAGGGAGAGAGUGUAAUUGUGAAAAAUUGAGCUGUUUCUCUGGCAUUUGUACAACAAAUUAUGUUUUUAAUAAAAAUGGACUGACGAUGGGAAAAAA
Messenger RNA from Eublepharis macularius, 6034 nucleotides. Its product is annotated as carcinoembryonic antigen-related cell adhesion molecule 5-like. Bases 105 to 3806 code for a protein of 1233 amino acids. The record is from RefSeq and is a predicted model, not a curated record. The transcript has 17 exons. NCBI's taxonomy places the organism in Eukaryota, Metazoa, Chordata, Lepidosauria, Squamata, Eublepharidae.